This is a messenger RNA of Naumovozyma dairenensis CBS 421, 1608 nucleotides long. RefSeq lists its product as uncharacterized. Gene Ontology annotation, molecular function: ATP binding; ATP hydrolysis activity. NCBI's taxonomy places the organism in Eukaryota, Fungi, Ascomycota, Saccharomycetes, Saccharomycetales, Saccharomycetaceae. The record is from RefSeq and is a predicted model, not a curated record. Bases 1 to 1608 code for a protein of 535 amino acids. The transcript has a single exon. Gene Ontology annotation, cellular component: mitochondrion.
AUGACUGCACCAUAUAUUGUUCGAAUAACAAACGGUAUAUUUAAGGAAUCCCUUGUGAAAACAGCCAAACCAAUCUUUCAAAAUCCAAUCAAGAAUUUCCAAAUCAAUCCCAAUGAAAAAUGGAUCCUUUGGGGGCCCGGUAAAGUGAAAAUGAUGAACAUAUUAAGCAGUAAAUAUCUAAGUGAAACUCCAUUAUCAUUAAAAUAUGGUCUCACGCAUGAUCCUAAAAUUGAAACUGUUCAAUUCAAGGGUGCUAUCCCUACGGCUCAUUUAAGUGCUCGUUAUGAAUUUUAUAAAGACGAAUAUGAUCAAACUUGUAAACAAUUCAUUCUUGGUGAUUCCAUUGGAUCACAAUUCGUUAAUUAUAAAGUUUCUACUUCAAAUAGGAAAAUUAAUAUGAAAUUAUAUGAGAAAUUAAUUAAGGAGUUAAAUUUGGUGGAACUGCAAGAUAGAUGGGCUAUGGGGUUAAGUAAUGGACAAAUGAGAAGGGCAAGAUUAGCUAAUAGUUUAUUGAAGGAACCUGAUUUGUUGUUAGUCGAUGAUCCAUUUUUAGGAUUGGAUCCUAAGGCAACUAGUAUUAUUUCAAAACUUCUAAGUAAUUAUAAUGCUCCAACUGUUGAACAUACUUCCAGUGUUCGUGGAUGUCCCGUGGUAAUUGGAUUGAGGUACCAAGAUCCUUUACCAUCAUGGGCUACUCAUCUUUGUUGUGUUGAUGAGCAAUUGGGGAUUCUUUUCCAAGGUCCUAUUAAGGAAGUACAAAAUAAAAUUGAUCAGAUUAGGAAACAAGAACAAGAGAUACUUAAGAAGCAAAUAUUGAAUGAAGAAAACUCUUACACGGUAAAUGACUUAGUAGCGAUGCAUCCAUUGUAUGGUAAAUCUAAACAUGAAGUCAUUAAGAUGCCUCAUACAUUAGAAUUAAAGGGUCUGAAUGUCUCGUAUAAAGGUGAACCUGUUUUACAAAGUUUACAUUGGGAAGUUCAACCUGGAAGUAAAUGGCAUAUUAGAGGUGAUAAUGGAAGUGGUAAGUCAACAUUGUUAUCAUUAAUUACUGCUGAACAUCCACAAUCAUGGAACUCUAAAGUUGUUGAAAAUGGGAUUGAAAGGAGAAGUGGGAAUGCCAAUUAUUUUGAUAUAAAUAAAAAGAUUGGAAUGUCAUCUCCUGAAUUACAUGCUAUUUUAUUAAAGAAUGUGGGAGAUAAAUUGAAUGUUCUUGAAUGUAUCUCUACGGGAUUUCAUGAAGGCCCAAACAAUUUCUUACCAAUGUGGUCAAAAUUAAAUGAGAAUCAAAAGAAAUUGGUGGAUAUGUAUAUUAGUUAUUUUGGGUUAACAUCAAUCAUCAAUAAAUCGUUUAAAGAAUUGAGUGUCAGUGAACAAAAGUUGAUAUUAUUUAUUAGAGGUUUAAUCAAGAUGCCAGAAGUAUUAAUUCUAGAUGAAGCUUUUUCUGCCAUGGAAAUAGAGCCCAUGAUUCAAUGUCAAGAAUUUUUAGAACAUUGGCCUGGAACUGUCUUCGUUGUUGCACAUGUCGAAGAAGAGACACCUAAAUGUGACCAUUAUUUAAGAUUGAUUAAACCUGGAGAAUAUACGAUUGGUGAUAUUGACAACAAUUGA